Trichoplusia ni (cabbage looper) is the source of this 1257-nucleotide messenger RNA. Its product is annotated as DNA-directed RNA polymerase III subunit RPC9-like. The record is from RefSeq and is a predicted model, not a curated record. Gene Ontology annotation, cellular component: RNA polymerase III complex. Gene Ontology annotation, molecular function: nucleotide binding. Lineage: Eukaryota; Metazoa; Arthropoda; Insecta; Lepidoptera; Noctuidae. Gene Ontology annotation, biological process: transcription initiation at RNA polymerase III promoter. The coding region runs from base 179 to 556 and encodes 125 amino acids. The transcript is spliced from 4 exons.
GGUUAUUUUGUUAUUGAUCGCGAUUGAAUGUAAUUCAAAUUCAUAAUUAUUGUACAUUAGAGAUUUUUUUGUUUUCAAGGAGCAAAUAAUGAAGUGAAUGAUCUUAUGGAGUGUGUGCGGAAAACCAAAUAUUAGUGUCGCAAACGUAUGCGCCUAGGCGUUCGUAUUUCCUGUUAUAAUGGAGACAAUAAAUGUGAAUGCUGCAUCUUUAUGCAACUAUGAGGUGAUGCUGAUUCUCCAAAAACUGAAAGACACAACUCAAAAAAAACACAAAAGAGAAGGCUACUUAGCAACUGUUACAUAUGAGACCCUCCAUUACCUGCAAGAUACGGAAUGCAAGAAUCAAACACCAGAGUCUAUAGGAAAGUUUAUGAAUGCUAUGAAAAAGUUUAAACUGACCAAAACUGAGAAACUCAUGAUGGUCAACACUCCACCGAGAACAGAACUUGAGAUUCAACUGAUUGUACAAGAGAGUGAGGAACGUCUUUCAGAAGACGAUGUCCGCGAAAUAAUUGAUAUUAUCAACAACUUGUUUCCUCCGAGCAAGACGUCCUGACAGACUGACAAUGCUGCCUCUGUGAGUCAGAAAGAGAGCAGCGCCCCAGCUGGUGUUGACAUCCCGAGCCAGUAAGGGAUGUUCUGAGUACGCUGGAUCCAGCUAAGUACCGCAUAUUACAAUGAUUGAUCUCUAUCUUAUCUCGACAGUACAGUUUAGUUUACAGUACUCAAAUAUGUAAUAAUAGUAAGGUUAUGAAAUACGUAGCUGCAUACAUUCAAAUAUAUUCUUUCUUUCUGUGUCCUUUAUUGACAUGAACUCUACACAGAUAUUUAAAGGACUUUUCAAAAUAAUUACAUGUUUAUAUGUAUUGUAGUAUCUCGUAAUGAAAUUAUCUACAUGUAACAAAUCUAAAUAAAUGUAGAUAAAUCUAGGAAGUAGAUAGUGAAUUUAAUAAUAAAAAAGCUUUUUAAGUAGUGAUAUUUACAAUAAAAUAGUCACGAAAAUUUAACGGUACCAUGCGCUUAUAUUGCGUAACAUAACCUACAAAAUAUAUUUCCAAUACACUACACGUUUGAAUCGACAACCGGUAAUCAGUAUGACAUCAAGCGUAUCAAAGAUCAAGGUCGUUUACAUGUAACAGUUGUAACAUUAGGUUAUGAAAUCAACCACGUGUUUAUAUGUCGUUAUUACCUACAUUUAUGACCUUGUAAUGUCUUCAAUAAUAUUUAGAAUCAAAAUAAAGAAAACUAAUAACUUAA